Rotaria socialis is the source of this 855-nucleotide messenger RNA. The record is from the annotation of a GenBank genome assembly. NCBI's taxonomy places the organism in Eukaryota, Metazoa, Rotifera, Eurotatoria, Philodinida, Philodinidae.
AUGGCUAUCGACUCUUGGAGAAAAUAUUUCGAUUUCUCGUCUAUCGACAAAAAUCAAAUGAAUGGUUUAUGUAAAUUAUGCAAGAAGAAUUAUAAAGAUCAACAUGGGAUAUAUAGUAAUUUUUUAAAGCAUAUAAAACGUGCACAUCCACUUGAAUAUGAUCAAAUCUUCAAUCAUGGAAAUGAAUGUUCAACUGAAGAACAAAAUAUUAUUAGUGAUGAUCGAGUAGCUAUUGAUUCAACAAGCACAAAAAACAAGCAGAAUCGAAUAAUCUCGUCUAUUGCAAAAAAUUCAAUCAUUGGUUGUAACUUACCAUUCAACUUAGUUGAAAGUCCAGGCUUUCGUGAUUUUAUGAAAGAAUGCAACGUCAAAUAUAAACCAAUAUCUUCAAAAAAAUUGAAACGUGAUAUUGUUCCUUCAUUUAAGAGUACAGUUCUCAAAGUUAUUGGUGAACAAUUAAAUAAUAUUGAUUAUUUAACAUUAACCGUCGAUGGAUGGUCUGAUCGGCGGUGUAGAUCAUUUUUGGGCAUUAUAUGCCACUUCAUUGAUAGUAAAAUGAUUCCACACGCUGUUUUAAUUGAUUUUUUACGUAUCAAAUCACCACAUACCGGUGAAAAUAUAAGACAAUUAACUGAAGAAGUUCUUGAUAAAUUUAAUAUCAAAGAGAAAGUCUAUAAAAUUGUUACCGAUAAUGCAUCAUCGAUGAUCAAGGCUUAUAAGUUCGGCCUAUUUGUUGAAGAAGAAGUUGAUGCAUAUGGAGAUGAUAGCAAUUCGACACAAGAUGUAAAUCAUGUAUUUGAUGAUCAUGUUCAGGGUUACCAAAUUCAAAUUUUAGAAAUCAGAAGUUUUUUUUGA